Plasmopara halstedii is the source of this 504-nucleotide messenger RNA. RefSeq lists its product as uncharacterized. Bases 1 to 504 code for a protein of 167 amino acids. NCBI's taxonomy places the organism in Eukaryota, Oomycota, Peronosporomycetes, Peronosporales, Peronosporaceae. The transcript has 5 exons. The record is from RefSeq and is a predicted model, not a curated record.
AUGAAGAACUUUCCAUUGAAUUGGUCUAAGUCCAUGACAUGUAUCAAAAUAAACAUCACUAAAUAUUAUCUAUCCACACACACCCUCAAAAGCGCCCACGGUACCUGGGAACAAUUGGUGGCACCGCGUUUGGGGGGAACAUGGUUCUUUAACCGCGUAAUGAGGUGUGAGUGCUAUUAUCUGGUUGUGAAUAGAUGUUAUCUUAGUUAUGAUGUGAAUUUGCAACUCAUUUUGAGACGCAUUUCGGUAGCAAAACAUAGCUCUAUUCUAUCUGACGUGAUUAAAAACGUUUAUCGAGUGCGUGAUGUGGCAUCACUGAGGAAUCGCCGACUUGCUUCUGUAGCAGUGCAACGGAAGCCCAACCAGUUCAUAUCUAUAAUAGUGGGCAUUUACGAAGAGCACGGCUUAGACCUGGUAAAUGCAAUUUUUUGCGACCUCACAAAUGCUAACCAGGAGAGUAGAAUGACACUUCUUUCUUUAUCGGGCGUUGGUAUAACAUGUUGA